This is a messenger RNA of Sabethes cyaneus, 975 nucleotides long. RefSeq names its product histidine-rich glycoprotein-like. NCBI's taxonomy places the organism in Eukaryota, Metazoa, Arthropoda, Insecta, Diptera, Culicidae. Gene Ontology annotation, cellular component: extracellular matrix. The record is from RefSeq and is a predicted model, not a curated record. The coding region runs from base 1 to 975 and encodes 324 amino acids. The transcript has 4 exons.
AUGCAGUGCCCGUCGAAGCGAAUAAAAGUACUGAAGCUCUACUGCUGCCUAUUCCUGCUAGCUGCUAUUUUAGUGGCAAACGCCAAACCGGAGGCUCCACUUAACUCCUAUCUACCGCCGUCGCAUGGUCACAGCAAUGGCAACGGAUAUCACGACCACGGUGAUGAACACCAUCACGGUGGUGGAGACCACGGGGAUCACGAUCUAGUGCCACCGUCGUCUAGCUACGGUACACCGGACAGCAGCUACGGCCCUCCGCAUCAUCAGUCCGGUUUCCAUCCGGAUCAUCACGAACACCACGAGCACCAUGAAGAGCACACCGAUUCGUACGAGGAUGAACCAGCUAAAUAUGAGUUUACUUAUGAGGUUGAUGAUGAGGACGCGGACCUUUCUUUCGGUCACGAGGAAAUGAGAGAUGGAGACUACACUACUGGGAAGUACAAUGUCUUGCUGCCGGAUGGUAGGCGACAGAUCGUGGAGUACGAAGCCGACCACCGAGGGUAUCGGCCAAAAGUUAUCUACGAAGGGGGCGAUGAGCACCCGCACCACCACGACCAUCCACAUCUGCACAAACAUCACCAGGGGUACCCGCAUGAAGCUCCGCACAAUCCGUUGGGAUACCCGGAAAGCGGCCACCACCACCACGGGGAUGAGGAAAUCAAUCACGAAAAUGGGCACAGUCGGGCAGAUCAUGGCAUUCACGAUGAUGGUCAUCAUCAUCAUGGUCAUGAUGGCGGUGGUCACGAGCAUCAUGGCCAUCAUGGCAAUGGCUACUCGAACGGGAACGGUCAUCAUCAUCGACGACAUUCCAACGAUGGUGGCCACGGGCACCACGGGCAUGAGCAUGGCGGGGGAAAUGGACACAAUCAUGGACAUCAUCAUCAUCACGGUGGAAAUGGCAAUGGAAAUGGAAACGGAAACGGGAACGGUGGUCAUCACGGUGGAACCGGACACCGUCAUAAUGGCUAUCAUUAG